Messenger RNA from Lycium ferocissimum, 1154 nucleotides. RefSeq lists its product as uncharacterized. The transcript is spliced from 3 exons. The coding region runs from base 256 to 900 and encodes 214 amino acids. Lineage: Eukaryota; Viridiplantae; Streptophyta; Magnoliopsida; Solanales; Solanaceae. The record is from RefSeq and is a predicted model, not a curated record.
GUACACAACACGUAAACUAAGCCAACACAAAACAUAAAGAAAAAUCAUAGCUUGAAAGAAAUAUUAACAAUCCUAAAGCCUCUUCCUUUCUUCUUCUUCUUCUUCUCUUUCUCUGAAGUGAAAGAAAUAAGAAAAAAGUAGCAACUUUGAGUCUUGAUUCAAUACAUUUUCUGUCUGUGUUGCUAGAUAGAGCAAUUUGGGCUUGUGGGGGUGUAUGUCAUUUGAAUAGUUUUAGACAUAUAUUGCUCGGUUUUAAUGGCAAUGGGACCAGAAAGAUCGAAACCUUUACAUAAUUUCACCUUGCCUUAUGGGUUAAAGUGGGGUAACCAGAGACAUUUAAGGUGUGCUAAAGUUGAAUCCAAUGAUGAAAUCUCAGCCAUUCAUCGUGAGUCAAUCGGACGGCGUGGAUCAAAAUUAAGGUCGCCGGAAAAUCAAGAUUCCGGUGAAGAAAUCGGAGCUGUAAGAGAAAAGCUAAUGUUUGAUCUCUUAACAGAAGCUGAUAAGAUGAAAAACACAAUCUUUAAAGAAGCAAAAAAUGAAACAACUUUGACCGGUGCCGUUGAUUUAUCUAGGCCGUGGAAUUUGAGGACACGUAGAGCUGCUUGUAAAGAGCCUAACGGAUACGUCAUCGUGGCCGGAGAAUCCGCCGGAGAUUCUUCAGUCGCCGGAAAAGUCGCCGGAGAUUCAUCUGCCGGCGAGAAGAGAGAAAGGGUGAAGUUUUCGGUUCCGCUUUCGCGAAAAGAAAUGGAGGAGGAUUUCAUGGCGAUGGUGGGACAUAGACCACCUCGUAGACCAAAGAAACGAGCUAAAUUGGUUCAAAAAAAUUUGGAUACGCUAUUUCCUGGGUUGUGGUUGACGGAAAUUACACCUGACUUAUACAAAGUGCCCGACGAUCAGUAGAUUGUAAAGAUGGGAAGCUGGAAGCGUGUUUUCCUGACAAGAAAGAUGACACAUUUUGUGACUGAUCGACUAGUGUAGUUUGAAAUUUGAUGAAACAAUUGAUUUUCCUCAGGUAACAGAAAGGAUGUAAAAAAGGAGAAAUUUUAGUUGCUCUGGUGAUGCUAAUUCUGUUUAAAUGACUGGAUUUGUUCGCACUCUUUCUCUGUUUAUGUUCAUUGGAAUAAGUUUUAAUAUAUGGUGGGUUCAAUUUUGCA